Molecule: messenger RNA, 1433 nt
Organism: Lactuca virosa
Lineage: Eukaryota; Viridiplantae; Streptophyta; Magnoliopsida; Asterales; Asteraceae
Source: the annotation of a GenBank genome assembly
CUCUUUAUAAGUACACCUCUGUCCCACUCCAUUAAAGCAAUCACUUCAUCAAAGCAAAGAACCAGCUUCCUUCCUGUGUAGGUAAUCAAUAUCAUCCAUCCGGCAGUCGCCAGCCGUCGGCCAUGGACGCCCAGAGGGUCGUUCUUAUGGCAAAACCAAAAGAUAUCUCUCGGACGAAAUCCAGUGCUCACGACGAAUUACACAGCUUCAGGUCGUGGCUCCGGUGGAUGUGCGUCGAUCAAUCCAACUGUUGGACGUUUUGCCUCUCUUGGCUAGUUUUCAUCGUCUUCGCCAUCGUCAUCCCUGUUCUCUCCCAUUUUUACCUCGCCUGUAGUGAUUGCGAUAAUCGCCACGCGAGGCCUUAUGAUACUCUUGUUCAGUUGUCUCUCAGCAGCAUUGCGACACUUUCCUUUGUUUGCCUCUCCCAGUUCGUUAGAAUUUAUGGACUUCGGAGGUUUCUCUUCUUCGAUAAGCUUUGUAAUGAAAGCGAAACCGUUCGCAGGGGUUAUACUGAACAGCUCAAUAGCUCGCUGAAAAUAGUGUUCAUAUUUGUGGCGCCAUGUUUCACAGCUGAGGCUGCAUAUAAGAUCUGGUGGUAUAGUUCAGGCGCCACCGCUAUUCCUUUCUUGGGUAAUGCUAUCGUGAGCGACGCCGUAGCGUGCACCUUGGAGCUCUGUUCCUGGCUUUACAGAACCGUGGUGUUUUUCCUGGUGUGCGUCCUUUUCCGCCUCAUCUGCCAUCUACAAAUCCUCCGCCUCCAAGAUUUUGCUCAGGUCUUCCAUGUCGAGUCUGAUGUGGAAUCUGUAUUGAGGGAACACCUUAGGAUCAGAAGGCAUCUACGCAUCAUCAGUCACCGAUUCCGAGUCUUUAUACUUUGGGCACUCAUCCUUGUGACUGUCAGUCAAUUUGCAUCGCUUCUUGAUACUACCCGCUCCACAGCAGAUCUCAGCAUCUUCAAAACCGGUGAACUUGCUCUUGUUUCGGUGAGCUUACUUGCUGGGCUAAUGAUACUACUAAGAAGUGCGACGAGGAUCACACACAAGGCUCUUGGGGUGACAUGUCUGGCGACUAAGUGGCACGUAUGUGCAACCAUCGAGUCAUAUGAUCCACCAGAUGUAGACAUGGAAACGCCACCUACGGCUAUGGGUGUUAUGGGAAACCAGGUGUUCAGGCGAGAUGCAUCAUCAUCAUCAUCCGAUAAUGAGGAUGUUGGUAGUGAAGAUGAGCUAGACAAUGAUAAACUCAUACCUGCAUAUGCUUACAGUACCAUCUCAUUUCAGAAAAGGCAAGCUUUAGUGACUUAUUUUGAGAACAACAGAGCUGGGAUAACAGUGUUUGGAUUUAUGCUGGAUAGGACUACUUUGCACACUAUAGUGAUGAUAGAGAUGUCAUUGGUGUUGUGGUUGCUUGGAAAGACUGUUGGUAUCUCUUAA